This is a messenger RNA of Heterobilharzia americana, 396 nucleotides long. NCBI's taxonomy places the organism in Eukaryota, Metazoa, Platyhelminthes, Trematoda, Strigeidida, Schistosomatidae. The record is from the annotation of a GenBank genome assembly.
AUGUUACGCAAGCGACCAUCAUUUAUGGUACAGGAUAUACUACGCGAAACUGAUGAUAAACCAUUGAAACACUGGCAGCUUCAGAGUAUUUUCAAUUUACAAACAAAUGAAGAUUUUUUCAUCCAUAAUAGUAACAAUAGUGACAACAGCAGUGCAGCCACCACCGCCACCACUACUAAUGCUACUAAUAUUGAUGAUAUUAGUAGUAUAUGUAGGCUGUAUCAGAAGAAAAGCAAUAUGCUCAAUGAUCAAUAUGAUAAAUGGUGUCCCUCUGAGAUUUUAAAUACAAACAGUAAUGAAUGGGAUCAACACCCGAAUGAUGCAAAGCGUAGUGUAUUGUUAAAUAACACGAAAGAUGGAGGUGAGUUAUUCGUUAAAUGGACGAGCUUUUUAUGA